Molecule: messenger RNA, 747 nt
Organism: Aphanomyces astaci
Lineage: Eukaryota; Oomycota; Saprolegniomycetes; Saprolegniales; Verrucalvaceae
Exons: 1
Coding region: 1-747 (248 amino acids)
Source: RefSeq, a predicted model, not a curated record
AUGACGAGCCUGGGCCAGAAGUUUGUGCACUACCCGUACGCGUUGUAUGCGACGGACGUCAAGUUCCAGCCUUCCCACCGACCAUCCGGAAGGUUCGGGGAGCAGAAGCACUAUUUCAGCGGCAAACAUAAGCUGUAUGGUCUGAAGAUAGAAGCGUCUGUCUCACCUGACGGUCGUCUUGUCGAUAUGAGCCCUCAUGUGCCGGGCUCUGUGGCCGAUUUGACGUUGAUCCGCAACCGCCUUGACGAACACCAACGAUUCCUCUCUAAGGAAGCAAGUAAGUCCAUGAUCAACGACAAAGGUUACAUCGGCCUUGCGGCGUCGUUGCGUGCUAUACACCCGAAGAAGAAACCUACCGGUGGCGCGCUGGACAGGCAUGACCUUGACCGGAACAAGGAGGUGUCCUCGGAUCGCGUUAUUGUUGAGAACUUCUUCGGCCGAGUCAGCAUGUUGUGGAAGGUGUCCUAUGCAACGUUCGUUUGGGGUGAGAAGCUGUAUGAUGACAUCCAGCGACUUACAUUCUCGCUGACCAACUUACAUGCCUCGCUGCUGCCAUUGAGAUUGGAAGACCACGACAGCUACCGAGCUGCAAUGGCGCGGUACAAGCGUAUGGCGGCGGAGAACACGACGAAGCGCGCUGCAGCUCAACGUCGCUACGUGCAGCGCCGAGCGGAACGACUUGCUGCCAGUGCAGCACGUGCUGAUCGCGUAGUCUUCACGUCACCUUCUGUGAAUCGCCGUCGUUGA